Molecule: messenger RNA, 9061 nt
Organism: Bicyclus anynana (squinting bush brown)
Lineage: Eukaryota; Metazoa; Arthropoda; Insecta; Lepidoptera; Nymphalidae
Product: growth arrest-specific protein 1
Exons: 3
Coding region: 289-1011 (240 amino acids)
Biological process (GO): regulation of cell cycle
Source: RefSeq, a predicted model, not a curated record
GCAAAGCAACUCAAUCUGAAACUCGCGCGCGGUGGUUGACUACGUACGUCCAGUUGACGCGCUAAAACAUCGAUAGCGAAAUAAAAGCAUACAAAUUCAACAAAACAAUUCGAAACAUAGUGAAACUAUUGCACGAAAGGGACAAUACAAUACCAUUGGGAUUCCUGUUUUGUGAUGUUCGGUUCGUGACUGGUACAGUGUUAUUUUUGUAGGAUCGUAAAGUUUUUUGUUGGAACUUUUCACCGAACCCGAGCCAUGUGACUGGGAAGGAACGUCGAAUUAAAAGUGAUGUGGUGGUUACUGGCACUAGUAUGUCUGACGGCAAGCGGCGCAGGCGGCACGCCCUGCGAGGAGGCCCGCAUGCGGUGCGCCUACCGGGCCGGCUGCGGCGCCGCGCUGAACAACUAUAUGUAUCUGUGCAACGAGGUGCUCACCAAGCCCAUCAGCUCGUGCCCCAAUGAGUGUGGCCACGCACUCAUCGCACUCACGUCCACUGAAGAGGGGAAGGAGCUAAUGAAUUGCCAAUGCGAAGACGAGUACUGCUUGGAAGCAAAACAACGGAUCGACGUCUGCAGGCCAUUGGUGAUGAGAGGCGCUGCCAACGCCACAGCGUCCUGUAGACUCUCGCAGCUGAUCUGCUUAGCUGACGCGCAAUGCGCUACGGCUCUGAGGUACUACAAGGAACUCUGCAGAUCAGUGUACCGCGGCAGAAAGUGCUCCAACAAAUGCCUAAACUCCAUACAAAUUCUUCGCAAGCAGGAGAAAGCUGCGGCGCUUCAAGCGUGCCACUGUGACGGCAACGAAGACUACGAUUGCCCCAAAAUGCAGAACAAUCUAGCUAGAUUAUGCUUUCACAAGCAUUCGAAGAACCUUACAAACAACUACCAGAGAGGCUACGAAGAGAGGCACAAGAAACAUCACCCACAAGUGGUCUCCUCAGCGAGUUCUGUCACCACAUUUAGUGCAUUAUUUAUACUUUGCACAUUUUUCAUGAUUAAGCAGAACACGUGACAGUGAGCUUUGAGGUCUACCUCAUAAUUGUAGUUAAACUAUCGAAUUAAGUUUUGUAAAUAUGUAUAGAUCAGUAUUUUAAAUAAUGUUGUAUUUAAUGGAGGAUUUGCAAGGGAUCGAAUGUAAAUGAAAGUAUAUGUAGUGUGUUUGCGUUUAUUAUAAGUUAUCAAGAGGCUUAGUUAAACAUGAUCUAAAGUUUAAUGAUAUAAAUUAAAUAUGUAGUCAUAGUUUCGCUGGCCCAUUGAUCGAUAUAAUUAUCGUUACCAGGAGCAGCCUAUUCAGUAAAGUUGAAAUUAAAACAUCGCUCAUUUCAAUAGCAAUUUCGUUGAUAGGGACAAUUUAUUUUUGGCUUCCCAAACAAAUAAAGUUCAAAUUCUAAGAAAACUUGUUGAAGGCUAAUAUUACAACUCCGAGUAUAAAAUAGCAGAAUGAAGAAUCACACCGCCUGGUACCUAUAAUUAAAUCUACGAAGUAAAAUCGGUACUACACUAGUUGGGUUACAGAUUCAUCUCGAUGAUUUCAAGGGUUAGGGACGGAAUUACAUAUUUCAUGCAGGUGUACCAAUUAUGUUACCCUUCUGUCAUCUCGUUAAUCUCAUCGCCGGUAUCGGUACUUUUAGAUAAUAUCGUGUCGUUCCAGAUUGUCGGUCAUGAUUUUGUUGAUAUCGGGUUGAAAAAUCAUCCGUUUGGAGUAGUGUUUGCAUUGUAGAUAUUGCCAGGGGCGCAAAAUAUGGAUAAAGUCGUACUUUAGCUACAUACACAUCGAACUUCAGCCUUAACGUAAUAGUCAUUCGAAUUAAGUAAUCGUGAACACAUUCUUUCAUAUCCCAUCCGUACAGUCUUGACGGACCAAGCACAUAAGUCAUCCAACGGUGAGUGGAAAGUCGUCUAUAAACAUAAUAACACUUCGUAGACCAUGCAAGGAAUACGUCCUACAAAGUAAUGCACUGUAUUUAUCCUAGGACGUAAUUAUUAAGUCACGUGUGACUGUCAUUACACCUUUAGAUCUGAACAAGCAAUGCUGCUCGGAGGCAGAAUUGAACAGUAGGUAAUAUUCCAAGGUGAUUUCUGUUACAACUGAGUUGCAACAUCAUCCCAUCGCAAAGUCAAUCUUGUCCAGACACACUUCAGACUUCAUCCGUAACGUUUAACCCGAAUGAAGUUGAAGUGAACACUGCUCUCCAGUCUCCACGAAAUCAUCUAGUUGCAAUCAUAUUGACUGGGUAGGGUCCUCAUCACAUACACUUCAGACUUCAUUAGUAACGUAAUAGUCAUCCAAAUAAAGUUCAUAACAAACACAGUUUUCCACGAGCGCAUGGUCAUCUAGUUGCAAAAUCCAUAUUGGUUGGGUAGUGUUCUCUUCGCACACAUUUUGGACUACAUACGUAACGUAAUACCUAGUAAUCCUAAUAAAGUUCAUAGUGAACACAGCUUUCCACGAGCGCGUGAUCAUCUAGAUGAAAAAUCCAUAUUGGUUGGGUAUUGUCCUCUUCGCACACACUUUGGACUUCAUCCGUAACGUAAACUUCACCCGAAUAAAGUAACGUAUAGAGCUCAUAAUGAGGACAGCUCUUCACUCAUCUAGUUGCAAAGUCGUAUUGUUCUCUUCUCACACGCUUCAGGCUUCAUCCGUAACGUAAUAGUCAUCCGAAUAAAGUUCGUAGUGAACAGCCGCCCACGGGCGUAUGCGCGGGCAUCUCCCCGCUAUAAAUACAGCGGCGGCGCCGGUGGUCCGGUGACAAAUGCAGGGUUGUUCCUGCCGCGGCGCCACGCCGAUUGAUCUACAGCCCGGCGCGGUAACGCGACUUGUCAGACACACGAAUAUACUCACCCACUCUUCGUCGUAUAAGCUGAUCGCAUACUAAUCAGCACGCACUGUGUCGCCGCACGCGCUGUGUUGCCGCACGCGCCGAAUGCAGCUCACUUUUGGGCACUAAAUACACAUGUAUGGAUUACUUUAAAAGUUAAAUCUUGAAUAGGAUCUCACUUUAUCUUCAGGCCGCAGGCCACCCAGGUCGCCACUGAGAGUGUUGAUGGUGAGCUAAGGUACACUGCAUACCAUAUGCAUGCAACCUAAGGUGUCGAUUCGCAACCUUGAUUUAAUUAAUAAAUUCCCUGGCUGGUUCCUUUGCAGUUUCAUUACGCUGAAUAGCUUAGUGGUACGUUAUUUUUUCUUUAGCGUGGUAGCUGGUCAUGGCCCAAAUUCCCUCCAGAACAGACCUAAGCUAAUUUAGAAAUUACCUAUGAAUCGAACCCGAGACCUCUCAGUUUUAGAACAAUGCAAUUCCAUUGCAGACAACACCACCAAUGCUGCUGUUGUCGAAAUAUUAGACCGGUUUGUUGGCUUAUCAACUUACUUCUUGAUAUAUGUAAUUAGUUCUCUAUAACUUUAACGAUUAGAUUUUUUUAUUACGUAGUCUACAAAUUAAGUCUAAUUUUGUAUUAAAAUUGUGACAUCUUACAAGUUUAAGUUACUUAAGUUUUAGACUGUGACGCAUAUUGGUUCUGGAAUGAUGAUCUAAUUUCUAGUGCGUCUUCGAACAUCAUCAAAAUUUUUUGUUGCGGAUCACGUUUAGUGUGUGUUCAGCAUCAAAUUAAUUUAGAUCAUUAGAGAAUGCAAUCAUAUAGUCAAGCGAUUAACUAGAAUCGGGGAAGUGGAUGACUGGAGUGGCUAAUUCCGGCGGGCGAAACACUAAUCGCCUUUCAGUGAUAUAGACGCGUUACAAAUAUGCGGGAUGGGAUGCCAGCUACUUGUUAUUUGUUUUUUACGAUUUCUCUUCUCUGACAUCCUCUUUAGAUGUUGGCCUUAAUAGAUGCGGUUCAUUAAUAAAUAGCUCGAUGAAAUUUAUAUUGAUCUACAGGCUAUUUCCGUACCUUCUUUGAAUUGCGGUAAACUUUUCUUCGUCUUUCACGUUCGUUUAAUAGCUAACAUUAAACUAUGUCGUGAUCUAGAAUGUAGCGAAACAAAUCUAGUAAACGCUGAGAUGUGAUUACAGGAGAAAUGAGGCUACCUUAAUAAUACUACAAGUACCUUAGUAUAUACUUAGCUGUGAGGCUUGUGUUAUGGUUUCUACAUCAGCAUUUAGUGAUUUGAGCUAGCUGACAGUUCUAUCGUUUAUUAUUUGUGAUAAUAUAGCUCUAGAUAACUACGUGGAAUAACUUUUGUUUUUUAGAACAAAAUAAAUUACAUCUUUGGUCUUCGUUAAACGUUAACCCUAGGUAGAUGGACGAUAGUAUCAAUUCAAUUUACUGGGCGCACCUUGUCACUUGUUACUGCUUCUGACGCUUUAUGUUGAAACUAGUACUCUGUUGAAACAUGAGUUGAAUUUUAUAUUAAAUCUACCGGCUAUAGUUCAAUAUUGCACAAAAUAAAAACAUUGGCAUUGCUGAUUUUAGACAGAAAAAUUUCGGUUUCAUUUUAGUUAAGUUUUGCAGUUUGCUUUUUUAAAUUAACUUUAUUUAUUUUUAUUUAGGUAAAUCAAUUAACUAUUAUACUAACGGCUACUUAGAUUUUAUAUAAAGAUAUUCUAUAUGAACAUAUCUAAGACGUUUAUUUAGAUACUCUCCAUAUCUAUGAUUUAAAUAAUACUAAUGAUCCGUUAUCGAGUUCACUCUAGUAUAAUAAUCUCUCACUCUUCACACUUCUUUCAUUAACCAUUCUUAGUUUUCUUUUCUGCUUCUUUGUGAAUGAUCUUGUUUUGUUUGCAUUAUUCACUGUAAAUAUAUUCCUAUAACACUGUAAGUAAUGUAUUCAGUAAUGCUAUAGGUAUUCCACGAUUCUAACAUUUAUUUUUACUGUGAUGUUGACGUAAAUGGCAAUCUUAAUUUAAAAUACACCGUGAAAUAUACACGUCGUGAUAUUUCCAUGAAGAGUCACGGAGAGGAGUUAAAAUCGUGGUUUCUUUGCACGUUAGGCUUGGUAUACACAGCUUGCUGACUUAUAAUAGGCUUUAGACACUAUUAUAGGCAAUUCUAAUUGUUUUUGACUCUUUAAUAUAGCAUGACUAUUAGUUUAUUAGCAUUUCUAUUAAAUAUUACUGUGUAUUGUUGGACACUUUAUCAGGUAUUAAGUAGACCUAAUUAGAAUAUCUCCUGGAACAUGGAUUUUUUUCUUUGCUAUUCCACUAUCUAGUUUAUAUAAUUUGCAUGUGAUUUGAUUAUAGUGACAGAAAUACUAAUGUAUAAUAUCUUUAUGUAUAUUGAUUAUUUCAAAGACUACGAGUAAAUAACACGAUUUGGAUAGUAGGUAGUUAGUACAUGAUACAGUAUGAAAAUGAUAACUGUAUUAUUAUUAACUGUAGGUUUGCAAAGCGUAGCUUGAUCAACUUUUUACUAAAAUGUACUCGUAUGUUUCUAAUACAGUCGAGUAUAUUACACAGUCAACAAUAUGAAUAAGAGUAGAAAAGCUUAGUUUAUUUUACAUUUUUUUCUAUUCAAUUAACGUUUGAAACUACUAAACUUUUAUAAAAUUUGCCCAAGUAACAUUACAAACACAUUAUGAACAAUAUUUUUUUUUUUUUAUUCUUUACAAGAUAGCCCUUGACUACAAUCUCACCUGAUAGUAGAUGAUGAUGUAGUCUUAGAUGGAAGCGGGCUAACUUGUUAGGUUCAUCAUCAAUACGUAGGUUUUGUUUAACUGAGAUCAAAAAUCAGUGACAGUUAUAACAAAAUUGCGAAUACAAUAAAAAUGUAAAACAUUAUGAGCGUUAGUUAUUAACAGUAAAUGUACUUUGUCCGUGUAUUACUACCCUUACUUUUGUGGUCUCGUAAUGAAGAGGUCCGGAACCGGUUUUGACCAAGCAAGGUCUUAUAAACAGACAAAUACGAAACUCAGCUUGGUUUAUAUAGACUCCAAAAGUUUCAACAAUAAAAAUAAUGAUUUAAACUUUAUUCCCGCUGAUUCUAUGGAAAUAAAUAACUAAGUAUAUAAAAAUAAGUUUUGUUGAGAUUGAUAUGUAAGUAUGAUAUGAAAGUAAUGGUUAAAAAUACAGAUCUUAUGGUAUAUUAGCCAUAUCAAAAUAAAUGCAACAAAAGGUAUGUAUUAAAGGAACACUAAUCUAUUAUUGAAAGACAAUACCUACUCGUAUUAACACCUCUUAGGCGUAUCGAAAAGUGAAUAAUGCAAGCAAAGUUGACGGUAAUAGGUAGUUGAAAUAUUCGAAACGGUUAUUCAGAAUGGUCUACAAAAGGUGUAGAAGUCUUUAUAAACGUAUACUUAUUUAUUUAUCAAGACGUUAAAGUUCUUGAAGAAGUUAACCAGGUGUUCAAUAAUUAUUAUUUAUUAGUUCAACAGGUGAGAUCAUAUCAACUUUCUGACUUGUGCUCGACUUUUCUUUUUGCCUUUAGUUUUUAUCUUUAGGAUCCUUGGAAGUUCCUGGAUCCUUUCCCUCUACAACAUCUUGUUUGUGUUUCUCUCCGAUUGUUGUCAUGUAAGAUGAUACGCUUAACAAAAAGUGUGUUCGGGUUUUUAGAGUACCGUAGUAAACAAUAUGGAUCUAUUUACCGUCAUGGUUUCGCCCUGUUUGUGUGUGCGUUGUGUUUGUUUGUGUAAAACUGGUAAGUUUAGGAAAAGUUCCGUAGAACUUUUUUUUAAAUUCAACCGAAAUAAUUUUAUAAUUGUUAGAAUUUGGUAAUAUUAGUUAGGUUUCAGUGUUAAUAUAUUAUUUUUAAUUCUACGGAGAUCUUUACUGCUAUUCGAACUUUAGAAGCAGCAGCUUGGAAUAAGGAUUUUGUGCUCAACCCUUAUUACUCGACGAUCUUUAAGCCAGGAGGUGCGUCGUCUGCCAGGUCUUUGUAUUCCUUGGAUGUUGUAUAUUACGCUGCAAAAUCUGAUAUUACAUAUGUUCCCCAGAUAUAGUUUCCUGCUUUUAAUUUUCCAUGAGCUUCCGGUUUUCCGGUAAUUUUCUGCCACCUUGUAUAUCCAUAGUAUUCAGUAGUAAAUCCAAGUAGGUUUGGAUAAGUAAAACUUUAUUGUAGAUGCCAUGCAGAAAAGUGUUUCAGUUAAAGUGUUAACUGAAUAAGAUAAUCCCCUUAAUAUUAAGUGCUGUGUUUGUCAAAAGCCUAUUACAUAACUUUUAUUUUCAUAUAGCACCACCCUCAAAACAACUUAUAAUGUAGUAAAUAAGAGCACAUUGUGGCGGAAAACUACGGAACCCGUCAAACGUUCGGUCGGUUUUAUUUCGAAAUAGGUUGUUCUCAGUAUAACUAAAAGUUUUUUUUUAAUUUGUCACGUCUUGUUGCGUUCAGUUGCCUCACAUGUUUAUACUUUAGUUUUAUCCGGAAGGGAUUUAUCUUUUAUAUUUUUAGCAAUGGCAAUGAAAAAAUACCAAAAACAAUAAACUUCAUUUGUUAACCAAUUAGCAAAAGGCGUUAAAUAAGGCAGUAGUUUGUCUAUAAAAAAGGUGUCACUUUUAAAGUGUGCUUUUGAUAAAAUCAUCAUUCACUUUGUAUGCAGCCCACAAGAAAUGUUUUACUUAAGUUCUGUCGCCAGAAAUGUCGACCGAAUACGAAAUUCAAGUGGCGAUAUUGUAGCGAAUAUAAAUUAAACUGCAUUUAUCUUUUUACUUUGCGUUUUUUGGUGCGUGAAAAAUAUCAACCAGCACUGGUUUGACAUAUAUUCUUAUUUUAAUUCUUUACAUGUUAGCCCUUGACUAUAAUCAGACCUGAUGGUAAAUGAUGAUGCAAUCUAAGAUAGAAGCAGGCUAUCUUGUUAGGAGUAGCAUGAACAUCCAUACCCCGGUUUCUACACGAAUGGUUUCUUACAUUCUAGCACGAGGCAUUCGAACUGUCUUGUGUAGGACUCAAGUGCUAUUUCAGAUGAGUUUCCUUCUAAGCAACAACUUUAACCCUAAUAAGUUCACCACUCUCCUUCUUAUCUUAAACUUGAAAACACUUUAACACAAAUAAGCGCUACGUAACUAAACUCGCAAAUCCAUAAAUGAUGCAUAUUUGUAGAUAUUAUCUAACUUAUAUAAUGUUUCUGAUUUUUACCUUUCUCAUAUGAUUUUGUGGCCAUUUUUCCUUUCAGAUUGCAAAUACUAGACUGCCAGAUUUUUCUUUUAUUGUACCAUAUGUUUACAUGAUACAACAAAUGUUUUAAUGUUGUACAAUCAAAUUAAAAUCAUUAUAUUUUGUGUGUGUGCUUGAGUGUGUAUGUGUGUUUAUGUGUGUGUGUGUGUGUGUGUGUGUGUGUGUGUGUGUGUGUGUUUUGUCAUUUGUGUAUGCUUCUUCUAGUUAGUUUUUAGAUAGUAGACUGGCUGUCAUAAUGUCGGUGUUAAUUACAUUCUUAAUUAGUUAUAGUAAAAGAAUCUAUGCAUUCAUUUUUAGUUUUAUGUUCUGAUACAUAUUUUAACGAAAAUAUAUGAAAUAGUAUUAUAUUUACAUAAUGUUUGACCCAUUAACCAUAAUGCCUUAGUCCUGAAUGUUCUGGGCAUGUUUUUAACACAGCUUCUUCUUUGUUAGUGAAGUAUAAAUAAUUCACGUAUUCAUCAGAUAAAGCAUGUCUAGCAUGAAAAACAUGGUGAAUUGUCAUUUGAAUCAUUAAAUACUUAAUAAAUAAUUUGCAGGCCAAAUUGGCAAGAUAUCGCCAUCUACAUCUACCGACCACCUGUAUAUAUAAUGCAUGUAUCUGCAAAUAAAUAAAUUGAUUGAUUGAUUGAUUAUUACUACUAAGUAAAUCAAAUUAGAGACAACGCAAAAGCAAAAUUGUUUCUACCAUUUUUAGUUAUACUGCUAUUUCUAUUUAUUCCAUCUAUGUGUAAGUUAUUAUUUCAUUUAUUUAUGUUAAAAUAGAAAACCCUAUUAACCACAGUUUACCAAAGUGAGAUUAUUAGAAUAAAUCGGAAAUUGUAAAUAAAUGUUAUGUAGCAUCGAAUAUAAUGGUAAUCGUACAAAGUAUUGUAGGUUUAUUAAUAUAAAAUUAUAAUUAUUUAUUUAGUUAAGUUUAGCGUUUAAGGAUUGUUGCAUUUGUUUCGUUUUCGUAAAAUCUUUUAUUUUUAAGAAUUUCAGUUGUAUUUAUUUUCUAAAUUUCCAAUAAAUUUGUCUGUUUUCUA